Messenger RNA from Petromyzon marinus (sea lamprey), 13338 nucleotides. NCBI's taxonomy places the organism in Eukaryota, Metazoa, Chordata, Hyperoartia, Petromyzontiformes, Petromyzontidae. The record is from RefSeq and is a predicted model, not a curated record.
GCUAACAGCACUUGCCCAGUCUGUUAAGACUCUACGCCGGAUAUUUUUCUAUGUAAGGGAGCGGUAGGGUAGCGGGUACGAUUCCCGCACACGGACAACACCAGUGACGAUUAUUUUAACUGGACCUCCCCUAGGUCGAGUGCAGUGUGUAAAAAAAUGAACACUGCCGAGAGAAAAGCGGACGGGCGUGGUGUGGGCCCCACCACCUGGUGUUUUUGAUGACAACACUUGCCCCAACAUUCUGUUAAAGGCUGCACGGAGGAUCUCCUUGCCUUUUAUGUGCGGGGGUCUAAUUGUCCCAGGAUAUGUAAGUGGGUUUCUUGGCCUUAGCCUGUGAAUGCCUUUGAGCAAAACGAUUCUUAGAAGGGACAUCGGAAACGUUGCAUAGACCAUGUUGAAUUCAUAACUUAGCACACGCUAUUCUGAAAAUAAUUAGUAAUGUUAGAGACCAUUAUUUAAAAGAACACAGGGUGAGAGUGAAUAGGUUUAUUUUCAAUCAAAAAUAUAAUACACAUCAUUCAAAGCAGCAACAUAAUUUGAAACAUCACCACUCCAAGUUGUUUCUUUGAUUCCUUAGAUUAGGAGUGGGAAACCUUUAUCUUACUGAGGGCUAAAUAGAGCUUUCAGAUACCUUUUGGCAGGCCACACAUUAACACACAGACGCCUCAAUCACUUCUGUUACUUCAAAAGGCCCCUUGCAGCGACAGGGACUGUGUUGCCAGAUAAAAACUACUCCCCUCUCAUACCGGUACCUGAAAUUACACAGCAUACGAGCAAAUACUCUGCGGUACAGACUUAAAAUCAACCUUGCUACAAUGUGACAUUUACUUAUGUUACUAAAUCAGCAGCAUUUCUUUCAAAUUCCUAAUACCGCUGAUGAAAUUCAGAAGGUCAAAACCCGUCCAGUGUUUGCAAGCUAAAACAAAUAGUGCUCGGUGAGAUCGGCCUGAAAAGCAGAGAAGGCCAAUGGCCUAAAAGGUUUAUUUCCCAUUCAUCUGUAGACAGGAAACACAAUUACAUUUCGAGUAUAUUCUCUUUAGACACAACAUACCACUACAACACUGGGAAUGUUGUGGUUAAAAAAAAUACAACGUAAUGAACCUAAACGUAGGUCCAGGUCACGAUCAAGCUGGAGAGACAUGUAGGGGAUUAAACAGGGAUUAGAUCCAACACCACCGCACAUUUUAUUUGUUUUGCUGUUGGCAAUAGAGGUGAUGUAUGUUUGUUGUGGAAGUGUUAACGAUGCAUUUAAUCACGUGUUUUGUUUCAGAUUGGGUGCUCAGGUGUACGUACUCUGUGUGGUUCAUUGUGGAAACAUAUAUUUCCCAGAUCCUCCUUGUUUAGUCGGUCGGCCUCUAAAAUGUACAUUAUUGGGCUCAAUAUGAUAUUCGUGAGCAGUUUAAAUAUGUGUGAGAAUAAGCCGAGGGUUCUAAAAACACUUAAAAUGAUUUUUUUUGUCCUCAAAAUUGAAAAGAACGAUUGAGCCAUCAUUCAACGAUUGAGGCACUGCAUUAAUGUGAAAAUCUUUCAUUGUUUCGAUAGCUGGUCCCACUUCUUUUAUGAUGUCCGUAGUUAUUCUACUCGGUCGAGAACAUUUUCCUUCUUCAUGCGAUGGAAAGUGGUGACUGCCAUCAUCAUCAUCCAUACGUCACAUUAUGAUACUUAAAGUUACGUAGCACUUUCCAGUACGUGUCAGUACAAUAACAAUCACAGUCGUAGUAACCUACAUUUCACCAGAUUCAUUAUUUAAUCAGGUGAAAGAACACUGCACAAUCUACUCUAUUAGGGAGAUACCUGGGGGGGGAUAUAGUCACGUGGAGUAACAGUUGCAGAAUCUUUACAUUUCUGAAAUUUGGAUGCUUGCUCUUACAAAUGUGCUCACAGUCUCUAAAUGACACACAGAUGGCAUCAAACCGGUAUAUUGUCACAGGAAUCUCUGGCUGCCUACGCAAAACGAACGGUCUGCUGAGUAAACCGACUUGGUGGAAUGCAUGUCAAUCCUUGAGAGAAGGUCACAUUGCCACGCUUCACGCAUCCUCGCUGCACAGAUUGCUUUGUGAAGCAGUUGGAUCAUGCACCUGUCACACCCUGCGCAGCGGGACCUGAUGUGACGCAUCACGUGGUACGCAGCAGCCACUGCCGCCACUGCCGCCGCUUCGUUUUGGGCUGUAAGCUCAGAGAGGACCACUCGAGAAUGUACCCCAACCACGCAGCACCCGCGCGCCAGUGUGCGGGAGAGAGCGAGGAGAUGGACUUGAAGUGAGCCGCUACAAUCCCGCACGCAGAUGUUCUCGAGGCAGGUUUAUCGAUGCGUUGAGUCAUCGACGAAUUUGCCACUCGUGCAAAUGCUGUGCUAUCGUUACAUUUAGGCAAAUGGAGCGGAGAGAAUUUUUACAAACGAGAUGGAGAAAAUUUUACAAAGCCAUACGAAUGAGAUGAUAAAAACGAGACGAGAAGCAAUUGAAUUGUGACCUGUGUCUCUUCUAAAGUAUCCAAUGGCCAGUUGCAUUCAAUUCCUUAAGUUACAUACCCCCUUUAACUUAUACCGACUUUUAUUGCAUACUAGGAUUAAUAUGACUUAAGAUAUGUGAUGCAACCCAUCACAGACCAACUCGUCUCUCCUCGGGUUUCCACUCCCCUUGGCCGAUUCCUCUCGGGGGGUCCAGACCAUUUUCAUUACUCUAAAUUUUCAGGGGAUAAAAGCCCCUUAGCUGCCCACCUUGGAGGCUCAAACCUCUUGGAUUCCUCUGUCCCAUCAGUAGUCCAGGCCCUUUGACAUUGAUAUUAGCCGCGGCUGUGAACUGAACUCAGCUAAUGGAGUUAAUAAUGCCGUGCGCAGACCUCUGUUCCUCCACCGCCACCACCAGCGGAGUGAUUAAAAUGCCUCAUUAUUAUACUCAGGAUCCAUACAUGACAUCGUAUGUUUACGAUUCAUGUAAAGUAUAUGGAAAUGGUAUGCUUAUGUUAAUCGAUAGAGCAAACACAACUGUAGAAUAAAGCAGACAAAAUAAACACAAACAAGAGAGCAAAAAGAAAACAACAAAUAUUCGGGAAGAAUCCUGAAGCUGCCCUUGGCUCAGUCAACCUUGGGAAUGAACACAGAAACCCUAAUACUCCUUGAUGUAUACCUCUGGCCCAAACUCCUGACUGUUGUCUUCUUGAAGAGGAUGACAAAAUUUCAAUCAUAAAAUGAGUCACAGCAGCUGGCUCUAAGCCCACAGCUGACACCCAUCAUCCACAUUCACUGAUAGCCACAGCAAUGUACAGCCAAAGCAACAUACAGACAGAAAUCGAGAGAUCAGAGUGAACAGCAAAUGGCCAAUUAUCCAAAUUCAGACUUGGUGAGAUUUUCCUGGACAAGUAAAUGGCAUUGCUAUGUUGUUGUGGUUGUUGUUAUUAAAGCCAACGACCAACAUUGAACAACCAACAACCUACGGCUCACAACCUGCAGAAGCAAAACUUAAUUAAGUGUAUGUUUUAGUAUUAGAUUUAAAACCAGAUUAUUCUUGUAAUUUGGAUUUUUAAGUGUUUGCUAUUAAACGUCCAAUAAUGGGAAACUGUUAUAUGCUAAUAAAACUUGAGGCUGUACCGCCACCGCAGGCACGUGAGAGAUGGCGAUGGACUGGGAAGCCCUUCAGUCAGCAUCGCUAAAAAAAUAUAUUCUACUUUCUCUAAAUGUGACUGUUCACAGGGCCCCACUUUGCCGAGUGCAACCACCGACUGUAAGUCGGUUACUGUCUCUGUUGUCUCUCUGUGUGCACACACUCUGAAUGAGGGCCGCUGUUCAAAACAUCAGCCUACCAUAAUAUAUUUUCCUUUACACGACAACAUGGGACAAAAGCAAUGCUUACAUCCAGUUGCUCACAGCUAACUCUCUUAAAACUACUUAGGCAGCAAUGCACAAACAAAAUAUUUUGAAUGACUUUACUUCACCAAUUGAACAUCUUUUGGAAUUAAACUAAAUAUAUAUCAGGUCUCAAAAUCAAUCUAUAGAGUAAGCAAUUUUGGUUAUUUUUUUAAAUAAUUAAUUGCACAUAUUAUUGACACGUAGCAUUUCCACUAUUACGUUCAGUGUUAUCAAAUACAACUCAACACGUUAACUCAAUAAUACACACAUUCGUAAAUAAUCAGAUAUUUUGCAAACGCCUCAAUUUGUUGAUAUUCAGGAAUGGAGACUUUUUAAUAACUCUGCAAAAGCCAAGGAGUUUUCUCGCAAAUCUACAAAUCGUUACAUGCACUGAUCCCUUGACAUCAAAGUGAAACAAAAUACUUGGUGAAAUUGUGUUGGCAGUGGUGCACAAUCACAAAUAAUAAUAAAAACAUUUGUCAAUAACAAUAUAUGGUCUUAAAAGUGAAAAAUGUAUAAACAAGUGAUCAUUCUGGAAAGGGCCCUUCUUCACGGCAGGUAAAUUGAAAAGCCAGAGAGAAAAUAAAAGUUGUUGGAGAUUGCACUAUACACCAUAACAAAUAUUACAUUUUCUGAAGUUUUAAGUUCACAUAUGCAGUGUUAACUCUUAGCAUUGUAGAUAUUGAGUAAAAGACAGACUCUUAAAUAACCAAACAUGUAUCCUCAACUUGUUAAAAGUAAAAUAUUCGCACUUUGAAUUGUGGCUAGCCAUGUAGUCACGUGAUAUUUUAGUUAAGAGAAGCCCAUUGCAUCGCAGUGAGUAACAGCGAGUGUGCUGUUUAAAAUGUAUUUGGUCGCACACACGAUCCACUGCUGGAUGGAGAUUUCCCCAAGCCGUCGCCUGCCAUCUCUCAGGGUGCCGUGAUGUACUAAUCCACCGAGCAUCUACAAAGUUGAUUUUGUCGCUCCCUCUCCGUGGCGGACGGUCUCUCCGGCACGUUCCAUCCCUCGGCUGCCACCAAGUCGUCAUUCACGACCACUGUACCAUCAUCUUUUCUAUGCCCCCCACCAAUUAGCCCCAUGCAUUGCAAGUUGUACAAGCUGUGUACGCUCAUGUAUUGUGGCAUUACUGCCAACCCAAUGGAAACACGCAUCAUGUGUUGCUGGUGUUGACAUUACAUACGCUAGGGGAAAAUGGGGCAUUGCAAUCAUCAUUCACUCCUCUAGCAGGAAGUCCACGGACCAAUGGCAAUAAAUGCGUCGCCCUUUACAAAUGCGACAUUAGCGAUAUUGACGACAAAUCGGUCACGGAUAAUAGAGUAAUUUGUCACUGGUUGAAUUUCGCGUAUGUAUGUAUAUCGUAUAUAUAUAUACCGUAUAUGCAUAACGAAUCGUAUCAUGUUCAUACAAUUGUGGUGACCUAGCUUUGAAACUCACUGGCAAUUGCUAUGCAAAAUUAGCCUUCGCAAAUACGACUGCAUGAAUCAUCCACAGUUAAUAGUAUCAUUUGUCACCGGUUGAACCGUAUGUGUAUACAGGAUUACACAUAUAUGUAUUAGGGUAAUGCCGCGCUUGGGGAUGCACGUACAAGUGGAAGGAUAUAGGAGGUGGGGCAAACAGAAAGCCUGGAGGGGAUAAAUACGAUGGGAAUAUACCUAGAAAACAAGGGAUUGAGAUUGAACACAGCGGUAAUGCUGGCUAAAGAAAAAUAACCGCAGAGAUUUGUUUAGCCCUAUCGUCGUUAAUGAGCUGAGAGAAGGGAAAGAUGAAGAUGAUUAGGAAUAGUCGUGUAGCGGAGAGAAUUCUACCGACCGAAACUUUUAUUCCUAGCUGUGCAACUUGCUGGCAAUUAAUACGCCAACGUCACCUUAGCAAAUAUGAUCUGCAUGAAUACUACAGUGUAUAUGACGGCAAGGCAGCCAGGCCGAACGGCAGGUUUAACAAAAUAAAUAAUUCGCAAAAUAGAGAAGCGACCGCCGUUGUGACGCUGACGCCCAUCGCGUUGGCGAGGGUCAAGCGUGGAACGUGAACCGGUGAGCUGGGUGCUUCGCCAGGGCACCCCACCGCAUGGCAGCCCGAAUCCCACCCAUUAGCACCUUCAUUAACGUCGGCGCUGCUUCACCUAAUCGAAUGGCCCGCGUGGCACGCACUCGGCACCUCGGAGGGACGCUUGGUUGCGCCGAGCCCAUUUAUAUGAUCGCGGGUGCGCGCACGCAGGCACGCGCGCGGACGGACGAGAGCGUGCUCGCUCCUGUCAUUAUUGACCUGACGUGUGUUGUUAAGGCGCCCGGGCACUCGCGCCGGCCAAGAUUGAUUGCUGUAAUGAGUGAGCACGCAUGAAGCCCUGCGGCGCUGUCGUUUCGCCCGCCUGGCGCUUUUGCGGAGGGAUGAGACCAACUCCUCCAGCGAGAGGAGCCGGAUUCGGUGGGAUUGAACCUGGGUUCAUCGAUGACACGGCUCAGGCAAUUGUUAGCACUGGGGAACAAUGACGAACAGACCGAUGCUCUGCUUGAAGCUACAGACCCUAAGGGGUUAUUGGAGAACGAACAGAAACAGGGCAGUUGACUGAUGUUUCUCAAUAGCCCACUUAGUAGGCACAUUAACGAUUAAUUGAUAAAUUACUUACAGAUUCCGUAAUUAUCUAAAUGUACACUUUUUGUCUUUCCCCCCAAAUAUUAUGCAAACUGUGCUAUCGGCAUCAUGCCAUGAGGCAAUCAUCCAUUCAGAUAUUUCUGUGUUAGAGAACAGCCGGUGGAAGCAGAUAUCACAGAGCUACGUCUCCCCUUCACGUGACCUCUGGUGCACAACGCAGAUGGUAUACUAGUCUUACAUGCAGUUUAUUAGAGACAUUAACACUGCAACAAAUUAGUCAACAACAAAAACAAAAAGAACCAAUAUAAACGACACGGUAAACCAGAGAUAGAAAAUUAAUAGAUUCUUGCUUCAACCGGAAACCCUGCAUCAUAAUUCAUUAAAAAAAAAUCGCUCGGAGUCAGAAUCAUUCCGCGCAACCGAGCAUCCCACUCCUCAUCCUGCGGACACGUUUAUGUAAAUUAGGAGGAGAGGGAUUAAACAGAGGAGAAAGUUGAUGUGCAGAGGCUUUCCGUACCCAGCAAUCAUUGCUCCCCUGGUGCUCUACAAUUUGACGGGGAUGAAUGUUUUUCAGGGACCCAGCGCUGGGCUGUGUGGUCCCAGUGAGUGUUCAAAAAACGCUUAUUUUAUAAGUAUUAUAAUUGCAGGCAAUUCUUCACAUUUGACACCGUGAGUGCCUCGCACUUUAUGCCAAUUAAACUUGCACGGAAAAUGGGCUGUCACGAGUCCAAAGCUCAAUUUUUUUGGACUGCUAUAAUUUCUUUCCCAUCUGGAGCACAGCGGGUUAAAACUUAUUUCAAUUUAUUCCAUCCACAAGAUGUUUCUGGAAACAGAGAUUCUAUUUAGUUGACAACAACAACAAAAAACAACAACAAAAAACAACGCGUUUACUUUACUGUACCUGGAAAAUGUUGUCUCGUUAACGAGUACGCGUGGUGAUGAAGACGAUUCGUCUGGUGAAAAGGGAAGAGUGGGAGAGGAAGGAAACGGAUCAGUCGGUGGCACGACGCGAGAAGUUUGAAGGCGCUCUUCAUGAGAGACACCGGAGAUCGCAAAAUAUGGAGAGCAUCUGGCAUAACCGCCAGCCCUCAGUCACGAGGAAUACACUCGACAGACAGAACGGGUACAUGGAGAGAACUUUCAUAUCCCAGGAUGUCGUGUCAGACAAUGUAUUCUGAACCCUCCACCUCCUAAAGCACUGGUGUUUUUCGCUGUACAAUAGCUCAUCUUAAAGGGUUUGAUAUGAAUACUGUGGUAAAAAUAAGACGCAUUAACCUUGAUGUUGUUGGGAAGUCACCGAAAUACCGUUUAAAAUGUAUUACUCAUGAAAGUAACAACUCAUCAUAUCACACAAUUUGUAUUUAUGUCAUCUACAUACAACAGCGUCACAAGACGUUGUACAUGCGCAUUGCGUGAACAGUGAUAUAUACACAUUAUAUAUUCUAAAGAAGAGACAAUUAGUGAUAGCCAAAGGAGAUGACGAUGGUCUUGAGCCUUGACUUGAACAGGGGCCAUGGAAUCGACAGCACGUCUGGCUGGGAGGAGGAAGUUCCAUAUUGCGGGGGCAACAGAGGAGAGAGAGUGACCUCUAACCUCCAAACAACAAACUGGUUGUUUGGAGAUGGCCUGCGUGGAUCAGGAGGCUAAUGCAGUGCCAGAGCACUGAGCGAGCAGUGCCGAGAUUCUGGGCUCACAUCGAGAGACCGAAAUAAGAAAUGCAUGGAUGACAGAACAAAUUAACAAGGUUAGAGACUUAAUUCAAAGAGGGGUACAUGCACUAUAAUAAAAAAAGGCUCUCUAUUGAACCAGUUCAAUGUUCUCAGCUUAUAUACUAUGGGACCUUUUUUUGCCAGUAUCCAAAAUGAUGAAAAAUAAGAAAUGCCAGAAAGGGUGAAACCUAUUUUUAUGUUUCAUCAUUUUGUUCUCAGCCUGUUUACCAAUUCCUUUACAAACAAACCUUCAUGUAUGGUUUUUACUUACGUUGGUAUAUUUCCAGAUCUGGUCUCUAAAAAAUUAUCGUCACAUGACAAACUCCUUUACAGUAGAGCAUGUGAGACUCUGCACAUUUAUCUGUAAAGAAGACAAUUGUUGGAGCCUCAGUAGUAGUUCUGUGAUAUCCCCUUCCAAGAGGCCAAUUCUCUAAUAAGGGGUUGUGCACUGCUUACUGUGACGGUUCCAAUGGAGAUGUCUUCAUCCCGUGACAUAAUGCCGAUAAUAAUAAUCAUCAUCAGCCAUGACCAAUCCACUGCUGGAUGAAAGCUUUCCUAAGUAGCCGCCGUCUCUUGCGAUCCUGCAAUGUAACAAUCCGCCUAGCAUCUGUACACGAACUGAUUGUGUUGCUCCAUCUCCUUGGCAGACGAUCUCUUAGAUACGUUCCAUUCCUUGGCUGCCGAUUAACCUCACCACAGCGAACUUUACGAAGUUUGAGUUGCGUAUUUAAACUGCGCGUUCUCCAAUCCGCGUGCUCCUCUUUCCAUCUCUCAAUGCAAAUCCAAGAACGCAUAUCCCGGUGCUUCUUUGUGCACUCUUCCGCUUUUUGUUCCACUUCCUAUUCCGUGAACGACCGUGUUUCUGAACCAUGCGUCGUAGCAGGCAGCACGCACUGAUGGAAAUCUUUAUCGUUGUGUGCCGAUGGUAUAAUCGGUGGUAUAUAUAUAUGAAAGAGACACCAAACGGCCGUGACGUGGAAUUCACGGUUGUAGAUGAUGGCCACAAAAGGAGCCUACGGCUCGGCGAGUGUGCCACGCAUUUCCAGGAGCCAGACUGGCCAUGGAGUGAGUUUUCUUGGGCUGGGCUAUGAACACACACACGGUGCCCUCUGUAACUACACAUCCAGCACUGGUGCUUGCUCGUCGAAGCCGUGUUUAGCUAAUGGACGAGCACGUACGGGUGUAAUUACACAGGUAAAAGAUCCUCGGUGUAGAGACGCGCGCGGAGAGUUAUGCGCGGCGCUUGCCCAAUGCCCUUGAGUUUCCUUUUGGCAGCGAUUGGCACAGGGCCACUGAAACUCUUGCCAAAGCACAACGUCAGCCCGUACAUACAAAUGCAAAAAAUACCGUGGCUCUCUAUGGAAAAUAACACCGCGGCAUCGAUAGCAUCAGGCGUGCAUUGGUAAUGAUAAUGCUUCAUGGAAACGGCUGAGGGCCUUUGGGGAACAGAUGUGAACCCACGAACGUGGCUUUCCAUUCACGCACGAGGUGUGCCCUGAGCGAGAAAACCGGAGUGCGUUGUGUCGUUUCACAGAGAGGAAAGAGCACGUGGUACCCGAAGUGAUGGAACAAUCCAUCUAUCCCCUGCACACGGGCUGAUUUCAUCUCUUCGCGCAGGAUAUCUUCUCAGGGAUCCCUGGAGAUGGAUUUGAGGCUUCAUCAGUCCACCGUGGUGCGGGAGGUGGGCGGCUGGGAGGCCCCGGUGUUGGCGCUGGGCGCCCUCGCCAUCGUGCUCGUGGCCGCCGCCAACCUCUGGCAGCUGUGGCGCUCGGGGGCCUCCACGCCGCGGUCCCCCUUCCCCAACUUCGACUGGCGAUACCUGGAGGCCAAGUACGGGCGCGCGUGGCCCUCCGGAGCCCAGAGAUGCCACGCGUCCUCGGCCAAGCCGGCGCAUCCGUCCCGCGAGCACGCGGUGCGGGUGGUGGACGGGGGACCGCCGUACAUCCUGGACCCCGCCGCCGCCGAAGACGACGACGGCACGGACGUCGUCGGCGAGCUGAGCUCCACCGCCCUCGACAGCUCCCUGUCCCGCCGCGGCUCGCUCGGCCGCUACGGCUCCAUGGGCCGCUCCUUCUCGGCCGAGUCCCUCAAUUCGGUGUCGUCAAUCGGCCAGGACUUUGGCUGCUCGGAGGGCCCCGCGGCGCAGCUCGAGGUGUGCGUGGAGAUGGACGCCCACGCGGGCCUUCUCGCCGUCACCCUGCUGCAGGGCAAGGAGCUGGGGGAGGCCGAGGGGGUCCCCGUGCACCGCUGCUUCGUGCAGCUCGGCCUGAGGCCCGGGAACCGCGUGGCGUGCACCUCCAAGGUUCACCACAGCGCCGCGUCCGUGCCGUUCGAUGAGCAUCUCGUGAUGCCGCUGGAUGCGGCCGCUGUGGACGACACGACGCUCGCCUUCACCGCGCUCGGCCUGGACAGCAACGGCCGCCAGUUCAGCAUGGGGACCGCCGAGCUGAGGCUCGGAGACCUGGACCUCCCCGUGCGGCCCUUCAGCACCUGGCUCUACCUGCAGGACUCCAGCCAGGCGGAGUGCUGCGGGGAGGUCCUCCUCUCGCUCAGCUACCUGCCCACGGCGGAGCGGCUCACGGUCGUUGUGGUCAAGGCAAAGGGCCUGGAGUGGCCCCAAGGACGAGAGAGCGGCGCCCCCUUUGUGAAGGUGUACCUCCUGCAGGGCGGCCGCAAGGUGAGCAAGAAGAAGACGGUGACAAAGAGAGACGAGAGGAAUCCCGUCUACAACGAUGCCAUCAUCUUCUCCGUGCCCGCCAGCACACUGCAGGACAUCUCCCUGCGAGUGACGGUGGCUGACCACAGAGAAGGCAUGAGAGCCGAGGACAUCGGCCACGCGGUCAUCGGCCCGCAAAGCUCAGGGGUGGCACUCGCACAUUGGCAGCAAAUGCUGGCCACGCUGCGCAGGCCCGUGUCCAUGUGGCACCCGUUGCGUAAAUCCCACGCGUGAGCCACAGCGCUCAGCCUGGGACAGGCGGCUCCAGCCACCACCCAACCACCCAGCGCCAAGCGCCCACCGUCGUGCAUUCGCACGGCGGGAAGACGCGAUCGCCAAGGGGAGAUACCACCUGCAGCCAGAACGCUGAAACGACAGCAUCUCGCAUCCCACCCCCCCCAUAGCUCGAGAGACUCGCUGAUGAUUCGGGCGCGGGGCCCGGCGGUGUGGGUCGGGAUGGAUUUUGACUGCACGUCGUCGGCGCAACUCAAUCGUUACGGUCCCCUGCCCGACACCCGCGUUGCUCGGUGGGCUUUGCUCACGCCCACGAGCAACGAAGCAGAGACUCACGAAACUCAGCACUUUGUCCCCGGUAAUAAGUGAAGUCCAAUGUGUUAUUGCAAGGGUGUCUAGCCAGGAGUGAGCAAUGAUAUUAGUUCGAACAUUCACGUCCUCGCCAAUACGAUAGAAUAACAUAAAAUAGGACAGAAUCCCACCGGUAACUUUUCAACCUUUGUGGUUUUUUUUUAUUAAGUUUGACUCCAAGGUUACGUAUUUUAUUGAUUUUAAAUAACGUCUCAUCUCAGCUGAUAGCUCAGUGAUGUUAUUCGACAAAGCCCAUUGAAGAUUUCAAGAAUGUAUUGUACCACAGACUUGGUUAAGUGUGACUGGAGGUAAAACGUUCUGUAACAACACUACCUAUAAAUAUGUCCACUUUAAAUGCGAGUUUAGGAUUUAUUCGUUCAUUUGGUAAUUACUUUAUAGUUGAUAACAGAUGGCCCAGUUGUAAUCCUAUAUAAUUAAUAUUUGCUCAUUUCCCCAGUUACCGUUUGUGCAUCUUUCAUUUUCUUCCAUCAGUUACCCUGUGUACAUUACAAUUUACCCCAUUCCAAAUCGUCCAUUUACAUUGCUGUGUAAGUUUUAAUCGGUCACCUUUGCUCCCACUUCUAUCAGAGAAGGAACAACAGGAGACCUUUUGCCUUCUCAUACACGCGGAGCAUUCAAGAACGACAACUCUCACCACUUCACCAAGGUGUUGUCCGGAGUCCACAAGGCAGAGGGCCUCACAGUUUAACGCCGCAUUCGAGCCACGUGAAAUAAAGAAAUGUCCACUCAUUAGCGAGCUAGAGGACAAAAAGCAAGGCAAUUAUUUUACAGUUGCAACUAAGGGAGUGAUAACUUGAAUUCCACGUAUUCCGAGGUACUGUGAUAAGCACGGGUGUGCGCUGCUCCACAACUCCUUUGGUGACAUUCAAUUACACAAGUCAUAGUUUUUUAUCACUUGUAUGCGUUAAUCACAAACAAAGGGACAGAGAAGAGUGCAGUCGUUGGGCAGUGUGCACUCAGCGCAUCGGGCACAACACGAUUGGAAAGAAAACGAUUCAAGUGGCAAUACCCAAAGCCAAAUGAAGUGCACGUGUGCUAAUUUAAUCAAACAACAUUUAAUUAAUUCUCUAAUUGCCAAACACAAACCAUUAUAGCAAUGUGCAGGGUCUGCCUGCAUUCGAAUAUGCAUGAGAACGUCCUCAUUGUGUGUGAAUAAAAUUUUUAAAGAGGGGGCCUAUGCUCAGUACCAUGGUAUAUGCAUGAGAACGUCCUCAUUGUGUGUGAAUAAAAAAUUUAAAGAGGGGGGCCUAUGCUCAGUACCAUGGUCACAUCAUUGUUUUGGUUUCCAGUGGUUAAGAUACAUUUAUCAUUCACCUGCUAAACAGGGAUUUUAAGCAGGGGCUGCAAUGUGACACUGCUAUACCUCUUGCACUGGCACAUCUGAGCCCCAACGGCGUGGGGCUCACGUUGUACGUAUGUAUAUUGAACUUCUUUCGCACCGUGCAUAGCCAUCCAUGCUAAUCGGAGGUAUGCGGGGAAGGACAACAAACGAAGCAGUUCUAAAGAAAGGGUGGUUUUUCACUGGCCAAGAAAACGGACUCUGGCCUCACAGGACAUCUGAAUUAAUCAUUAUGAUCCAGACGUGCGACUCGCGACCCAUUCAUUACGUGUGAUGACUUGGAUCCUCCAGUGGGGAAAAAAACACCUAUAGCGCCUCCUGUAGAUGCGAUGGACAGGCUCGGCAUGGCCCCAGCGUGGCUUGAAUGUGGGAAAAAGAGGUCCAGGGCAGAGCCAGGAUUUUGACUUUGGGGGGGCUGACUUCAAUAUUCUGAGAUAUCCAGUGUUUAUGUUUUCCAAUGGGCGCCACAAAUGUAUAAAACAAAUUUUAUUGGAUUUGAACGCGGAGUUUAUUAAUAAGUCGGAGCCGC